Messenger RNA from Exophiala spinifera, 1695 nucleotides. RefSeq lists its product as uncharacterized. The record is from RefSeq and is a predicted model, not a curated record. Bases 1 to 1695 code for a protein of 564 amino acids. Lineage: Eukaryota; Fungi; Ascomycota; Eurotiomycetes; Chaetothyriales; Herpotrichiellaceae. The transcript has a single exon.
AUGUCUCACCGUGAUCAUCGCUACUCACCAUAUGAUACAGGACGACGUCGAUGUCCCAGCGACGACAGAACAGCCUAUCGGGCCAGGUCACCGUACCACACACCACAUUACACGGAGGAAGAGAGUCAAUCCUUCCGAUCCGAGCAUCGCAGCCACCGUAGGCGUCGACACUCCCGAAGUGAUGACGACCACGACUAUCGCCGUCACCGUCGAGACCGCUACAGCGACAGCGACUCCUCGGGGGACGACCGAAGACGCGCGACCGAAUACGAGCGUCGGCUUGCAGAUGUCGAGCUCGAACUCGAACGCCUUCGAGGCGAACGAGCCCAUUACCAGCGACAGAAUGAACGCGAGCAAUCUCGCAGUUACCGUGAAUACAACCGGUCCCAGUCGAAUGAACGAAAUGUCCAACGAUGGCGCGCCUCAUCGUCUCUGCAAAGACCUCAGCGCCGCCAUGAACGCCACCAGAGCCGUGAGAAUGGUCGUGACAGUACCCGCGGCCGUGGAAACAACGUCACUGCCAGAACUAGACAACGUCAGGCACCGGACACAGAUGAGGUUCGAGAACGCAGGGAAGCGGAACAUGUCCGAAAUGCCGCUCGGAGGGCAGGGUUCAACCGCGCCCAACAAGAGCUCCUUGUACGAGAGAGGGCUGAAUGGUCAAGAGAACUCCGCGCCACCUUCAGCAACGCUAUGCGGCAGGGGCCAAUUGUAGACGCUCAAGCUACUCAAGCUCAAGAGGCUCCACCGCCUCCGAUUCCCGUGUCCACUGGCGCCACCGCAAGCCAGCCAACCGCAAGCCAGCCCGUCGACGACACGGAAGGACAAACAGCACAGAACUCCUCCACUCUUGCAGCAGAUCAGACAGAUAGAGGAAACCAGGAGGUUCCGGUCGUCACACCCGCAGUGUCCGGCCAGUCUACGGCCUCAAACGUUGAAGCUUCUGCACUACUUCCAGGUCCCUCCUCUGUGUCGCAACAUCAGCCUCGAUCCCUGUCAACGGCCCCAGCAACAGCAGAUACAGAAGGCAUGGGUUUUGUCAUAGUAUCCGAUCCCACGGCGAUGACAGCUGUCGAAAAUAAGCAGCGUGCAAACUUCCGGACUGAGGCUCAAAACAGGAUUCACUCUUUCGAACAAGAUUUUCGAACCUACCGUGACGGAUACAGUACCUGUUAUGAGCACCUCUAUCAGAACAUUGCCAACGUCGUUCAGACUCACUAUAUGAAACUGAACGGCCAGAUUAAAGCCAUCGAGCGACACUGCCAGGACUUCGAGAAACACGCUCGAGGCAUCAAAUCUCGCACCGAUCAACUUUGGAACAGCAGCAAGACACAAUAUAUGGCUGCCUGGUCACCAGCUACAAGAGUCCGUCAGGACGCGUCUGAACAGCGAUUGCAAGCCGAGUUUCAGAGUGCGACCAACAAAAGCAACAGAAUCAGAGCCCAUCUGGAGCGCGAACUGCAAAACAUUGUACUCGAAAUCAGAGAUACGUACAUUUUCAGAUUUGCAGAGUUUGAGGGAAAUCUGAAAGGCGAUGUGACAGCCGCCGAGGCAUUUGUGGGAAGAUGGCGUCCUAUUCAUCUCGAACUUCUGCAACUCAUGGGCCUGAAACAAACCGAGCAAUGUUCGUUUGAUGUCGGCGACGUGGGAAUCUACUGCUCCAGCGAGGAUGCCGUGGUAAUGGAGGUAUCAUGA